AUGGCUGCUGUCGCUGUCCCCCAAACCCAGACUGCCAUUAUUGCCGCCGACUCGGAGGGCACCCUCAAGAUCGCCAGCGAUGUUCCCGUCAUCCCGCUUGAGCCUGAUGCGGUCCUCGUCAAGACGGCUGCGCUGGCCCUGAACCCCGUCGACACCAAGAUGUUCAAGGGUUUCGCUGCCGAGGGCGCGAUCCUGGGCUUUGACUUUGCCGGCACCGUCGUCGCCGUCGGCUCCGCCAUCGCCAAGGACGUCAAAGUCGGCGACCGGGUGCUCGGCUCAGCCGACAGCAUGGACGUCAAGCGGCCCAGCGGCGGCGCUUUCUGCGAGUACGCAUCGACGCCCGCCAGUCUGACUCUCAAGAUCCCCGACGACAUGUCCUUCACCGACGCCGCGUGCAUCAGCACCUCGCUGGCCUCGGCGGGCAUGGCGCUGUGGUACAGCAUGAAGAUCCCGGCGACCAUGGCCAGCCCGGCGACCGGCGACAAGCGGCCGUACGUCCUCGUCUACGGCGGCUCGACCUCGACCGGCACCAUGGCCAUCCAGAUGCUCAAGAACGCCGGCCUGCGCCCCAUCGCCACCUGCUCCCCGCGCCACGACGAGUUCGUCCUCUCCUACGGCGCUGAGAAGGUCUUUGACUACCACUCGCCCACCUGCGCCAAGGACAUACGCGCUUACACCGGCAACGCUCUGGCCUACGCCAUCGACUGCAUCACGCUCACUUCCUCUAUGAAGAUCUGCUACGAGGCCGUCGGCCGCGCCGGCGGCCGCUACUGCGCGCUCGACCCCUUCCCCGAGACCCAGGCCACCCGCCGCGUCGUCAAGCCCGACUGGAUCCUGGGCUCGACCGUCAAGGGUCGCGGUUCCAUGUGGCCCGCGCCCUACGGCCGUGAGCCCGAUGCCACUGCCCGCUCCUUCUGCGAGGACCUCUACGCCGCUGCCCAGGUUCGCCUGGACGCCGGUGAGCUGAAGAACCACCCCGCCCAGGUCAUGCAGGGCGGCUUCGAGGGCAUCCUUGAGGGCAUUGAGAUGAUUCGCCGCAAGGAAGUCAAUGGUUUCAAGCUUGUCUACCCCGUCAACUAA
Messenger RNA from Cordyceps fumosorosea ARSEF 2679, 1080 nucleotides. Its product is annotated as Alcohol dehydrogenase superfamily, zinc-type. The record is from RefSeq and is a predicted model, not a curated record. NCBI's taxonomy places the organism in Eukaryota, Fungi, Ascomycota, Sordariomycetes, Hypocreales, Cordycipitaceae. The coding region runs from base 1 to 1080 and encodes 359 amino acids. Gene Ontology annotation, molecular function: oxidoreductase activity, acting on NAD(P)H. The transcript has a single exon.